Messenger RNA from Stegostoma tigrinum, 4356 nucleotides. RefSeq names its product major facilitator superfamily domain containing 14Ba (gene slc71a2a). The transcript is spliced from 13 exons. Gene Ontology annotation, molecular function: transmembrane transporter activity. Gene Ontology annotation, cellular component: membrane. Lineage: Eukaryota; Metazoa; Chordata; Chondrichthyes; Orectolobiformes; Stegostomatidae. Bases 22 to 1785 code for a protein of 587 amino acids. The record is from RefSeq and is a predicted model, not a curated record. Gene Ontology annotation, biological process: transmembrane transport.
CGUUGUCGGAGUCUAGUUCACAUGACGGCGGUGGCAGAGAAGGAGGAGCACAGCGUGAAUCUGGAAUGUGGUGGUGGAGGAGGAGGCGGCGGUAGCGGCAGCGGCGACAAUGUAGCGGCUGAAAUCAGAUUGUACCCCUUAAGGCUUGAGAGCGGAGAAUCCUCACUAGCACAGAUCCCGGCCCCAGACGAACAGUCACCACCGUGUCCUCGACCCGACUCCAACACUCAGCAGCCGGAGGAGGAGCGCCUUACAACGCUUAUAAGAUGUGAUAAGAUGACACAGGAGAAGAAAAGAACGCGCCGCACUGACAUGCUGACCAAAAAUAUCAUGAAAGAUCCGAGUGCACAACAAGGAAUUGGUCGGCCUAGCGUUUAUCACGCAGUAGUUGUCAUCUUUUUAGAAUUCUUUGCGUGGGGACUGUUAACUACUCCAAUGCUAACAGUUCUGCAUGAAACCUUCCCCAAACAUACAUUUUUAAUGAAUGGCCUUAUUCAGGGUGUGAAGGGUUUUUUAUCAUUUAUGAGUGCUCCACUGAUUGGUGCUUUAUCUGACGUGUGGGGGAGGAGAUCGUUUCUUUUACUGACAGUAUUUUUCACAUGCGUCCCAAUUCCUUUAAUGAGGAUAAGUCCAUGGUGGUAUUUUGCUGUUAUCUCGGUGUCUGGUGUUUUUGCAGUCACUUUUUCGGUAAUAUUUGCAUAUGUAGCAGACAUUACUCAAGAACACGAGAGAAGUACAGCAUAUGGGCUGGUAUCGGCAACUUUUGCAGCAAGCUUGGUAACCAGUCCUGCCAUUGGUGCUUAUCUUUCAAAUAAAUAUGGUGAUAACCUUGUGGUACUCGUAGCCACUGUGAUUGCUGCAUUGGACAUUUGCUUUAUCUUGGUAGCUGUCCCUGAAUCGCUCCCUGAGAAGAUUCGAUCAGCUUCACGGGGAUCACCUUUCUCAUGGGAGCAAGCUGAUCCUUUUUCUUCCUUAAGGAAAGUCGGGAAAGACAUCACUGUGCUGCUCAUCUGCAUAACUGUAUUUCUCUCAUACCUGCCCGAGGCUGGACAGUACUCUAGUUUCUUCCUUUACCUUAAACAGGUCAUUGACUUUUCUGCUAGCAAUCUGGCAGCCUUUAUAGCUGUCGUGGGAAUCCUCUCUAUAAUAGCACAGACUGUAUUUCUUAGUAUCCUAAUGAGAUCCAUAGGUAAUAAAAACACUGUUCUCCUUGGCCUUGGAUUUCAGAUGUUACAGCUGGCUUGGUACGGAUUUGGAUCCCAGCCCUGGAUGAUGUGGGCAGCUGGAGCUGUGGCAGCAAUGUCUAGUAUUACUUUUCCAGCAGUCAGUGCUCUGGUUUCGAAAAAUGCAGAUUCUGAUCAACAAGGUGUUGUGCAAGGAAUGAUCACAGGAAUCAGAGGGUUGUGCAAUGGCCUUGGGCCUGCACUGUAUGGUUUUAUUUUCUAUAUAUUCCACGUGGAACUGGAGGCAAUCUCUGACGAGAAGGUUGAUGUACAAAAUCCCAAAAUGGAGAAUUGUACAGUGUGCAAACAGAAGCUUUGGUCCAACUCAUCCAUGCCAACCAGAUAUCCUAAAAAUUCCAUUAUUCCUGGACCGCCUUUCUUAUUUGGAGCCAUUACAGUCCUGGUGGCUUUUUUGGUUGCCUUAUUUAUUCCUGAGCAUAGCCUCUCUGGAAAAGCCAGUAAUGGAAGGAAGCAUAGCAGCAAUCUUGGCAACAAUCCCACUACUCCACCCAUUAGUAGUGAUGAGGACAAUGAGCCACUGCUGCAGGACAGCAGUGUGUGAGAAGACUAGCUUUGAAGAAAAGUAGCAGCUCUAAACAAAGAACAAUGUGUUGACUCCACUGGAUCUCUUGGACAUUGAACGAUCAAAUGGCUUGGGCAAAUUGGAAAUAAUUUUGAAGGGCUACUUUGAGGACUGCAGAAGUGGAUGUAACCAUGUGGUUAUGGUUGCUUCAUUUCUAAUGCAAGCUACUUGCAUCCAAAGUUCAGCACUGCCAGUUCAAGUACUAUUCAAAGUGUCAUCCUGAUCAGAGAAGUUCCAUACGAUGCUGAUGACCAGCGCACUCAAUAUUUUGGAGAAUGACACAUUCAGAGCCACAUCUCAGGGUGUAACUUACACACUAACUGAAAGGGGGAAGGAACAUACUUUGUGAAGAUUCAGUCUGAUUGCUCAAUAUGUAGUAAGCUCCUUCCCAAUUUGAUUUCAUUGUAUGUCCCCUUAGCUGUAAUAGUUUCGUGCUACGACCUCUUUAAACCCAAAAAUGACUAAAUCUACCAAGUCCAUAUAUCAUUUUGCAGUCUCUUUUUCUUUGCUUCUGUUGAAUCCCUGAAACUCCAUAGAAUGUAAAAGAUGGGGAGAAGGGACUCAAAUGACUUGCAUAGAAAUAUGUGCAUAGAUGUUUGAACAUAGCUAUGCAAAUCGAAAAGUAUAUUUGACUUUGCCUUCCACAAUACUUUGCAGUCUGUGAAACUACAGUCCGAACUUCCCUCCGCCUUCUUACAAAUUUGAACCAAAUUCGUGGUGGAAAUAUUUGUUUGUUUGUAAAUGAAUAAAGCAGAUUCAUUCAGUCACUGAAGUUUAUGAUAACGGGUGUAGAUCCUUAUGAAAACAUCUCAGACAGUUGAACUUCUAAGAGUGAAAGAUACUACUUUUAAUUUGUAGAGUUAGUUAAGGGUAAAAGUCUGAUGCCUACCUUGUGACUUUUCGUUUUGUUAGAAGGCUGUGGUUGAAGUAUCUCUGUUAAAGAUUAUUUUUCUGAUAACUUUUAGAUAAGGAUAAAAUUGAUCUGUGAAAAUACACAAUGGUUUUCUAAAGAAGAGCAUAACUUGGAUUAUCGAAUACUAUUUUUCAAGUGAAUUUUAUAUUUAAUGUAUGUGGCAAAUGUUGUAGGGAUUGAAUGAAAAGCUGCUUUUUGUUUCGGAUUUAAAAAGGUUUCACAAAUUGUACAAUGUUGUCCACUUUGGCAGAUUAACCAUGCCCCUGUUCUUUCCUUGCACUUGGCCUUGCUAACCAUGCAAAGCCUCAGACACUUAAUCUGCUACCUCAUCUUUAGCCUAUAUGCAAGCUGCUUUGUAGUCCUGCUACCUUUGAUUUCAAUCUGUUCUCUGCUACUCCUGUGCAUUAAGGCAUAAGAUAAUUGGAUUGAGUUCACUUUUGAACCUAUGAGAUGCUGCUUUUAUGCAAUUCCUUUGGCACUUGAUAUCGAGAAAGAAGCUUCCUUAUGAACUGUUUGCUAGUUCAUUCUGUUACAAAAAAGCACAUUCCCAUGAACCAUCUUUGAACUGAGUGUACUGGAUAAACUGAUGAAAUCGUUGCAUUGAAUAUGAUUUUGUAAUUAAAGAAUAGCCUAAUUUGGUAGAAAUAAAUAUUAGAUAAAAUUGUGGCAAUUUAUAAUUAUUGUGCUGUCAUUCAGGCAUUUAUUUUUAAAGCUUGAGAAUGAUUUUUCCCUUGAAUGUGGUUUUUAAUGGUCUCAUAAUUGAAGAUCAUAUUUUCCCAGACCUUCCAAAAUGUAUUUUCAUGAAUAAAGUUUUCAUAAUCCUCUGGUUUAAUGCUCAUGAAAGAAUAACAAACUGAAUGUUCCCUCAUCAAUCCUUUUUAUGUUUGCCUUGAUAUUAAAGCUAAUUUCCUACCAGAUAUUAAGUAAAAAGAUGCACUGAACAAAGUCAUUUUGAGAGUACUGUAUGCCUUAUAAUAAGGUGAUCAUUUACUUGGUAAUUUCAGUUUUUAAAAAAAAUUCUAACUUCAGUAUCAUCAGGUCGGAAACAACAUCAACAUUUUUUACUGGGAUAUGUUUUGAGGAGAAAGAAGUAGCAAAAACCUAAACCCGGAAUCUUUGUUGAUCAGUCUGGCGUUGUUUGAAGAAGUGAUGUGUACUGGAAUUAAUAAAAUGUCCCCAAUGAUCAGACUUGCAGGGUAUGUUUAGAUUGCUAUGGGCACAAUGUUAAUAGUGAUCCUCAUGUAACAAAGAUCAAGAACCCUGUUUUAAUUGUUUUUCUCAGUCUAUCACCAGUCUAAAGUGAAUUUUUCAUUACAGAAUUCAGCUGUUUCUUUGUUCUUCAGAUAUGAUAAAGAAGUUAUUUCAGUCAUUUGAAAUGUAGCCCACCUGAUUCCUCAAUAUUCAAGUUUGGUAAUGAUCUGUACGCACAGAUUGUCAUCUUCAGUUUUUUAAGAAAAGUUGUAUAUUAUAAAAUAUAUUUUUCUGAACUGAAACUCUCAAAAGCAGAGAUUUUCAGGCAUCUUGGCACUGGUAUUGUUCAUAUCAUAUUGGUUAUAUUACCAUUUUCUUCAAAUGUGCCUCAUCUAGAACUGUAAAAACAUUUUAAAAACUUCAAAAUAAUUUAUUAAAAUAAGUAA